AGUAGCUAAAUAUCCACCGGUUAGAGAAGGUCGGUUCCAGGAAAGGCUAGCCGACAGUUCUGUCUGUUGUUUGAUUAGCUCAAAACAUCAGCGGUGUGUUAAUUAAUUGCGCGCCAUUUAAAGUUCCGCGAACGACGACUGUUGUGUUACAAAGUGUGUGGUUUUCUUGAAGCGUUUGGUGAAUGCAAAGCGAAAAAUCGAAAUUCUUUUCCAUUUCCAAGGCUGUGAUUUAUUUGUGUUAAAGUGACCAAAGAAAAACAGAUUCUUGAAUAGCAGUGACCCAGAAGAAAUAAAGCACAAAUAAAGUUGAAGAACUGGCAGUGAAGAGCCAGUAAAAAAUAGAAAAACGCAGAUUGCAGUGUGGUGAAGAAAACUUUAAGAUCUGUGAAGUUCGCAGAAUCUAUAAAUUCAGCAGUGUAACUUUCUUCAGCAACAUUGACAUCAUAAACAUCUUGGUGCCUCACCCGACAAUGAUCGACUGAAAGCUGUGUGACUAUGGAAAGUUGCAGUGAGACUAACGGUUGCUUCCGAACCCUAUUUAAAAAGACUGCUCACCUGAGCAGAAGUGUUGAAUCGUUGUACAAACCUUCGGUCUCAACGGUGGACGUUCUGGAAGUGAAACAGUUGAUCGAAGAACAGGAAUUGAUCGCACCCAGUCCAGAAAUGGCCGAAAGACGGCGUGACUCGAUAAGCAAAAUGAAAAACUCUGAACCGGAAAUAGAAUCUCCAGUGGUGUUGCGACGUCGUUUAAUACUUGAGGAGGAGAACGCGGUGGUUUCGACGGAUGAAGAAGAUCUGGACAGCGGCUACGUUCCAGCAUCGCCUGAGGUACUUGAGUUGGUCAAGCAUCUCGACAAGGACUCGCUACAGCUGAAUGGCAUCGUCGUCAAAAAUGAUAAAAAGGGUCGUACGAAAGCCUACACUCGAACCAAUUCUCUCGAAAAUCCUUACAAACCCCGAACAUUGGAACGGGUUUCCGUCGGAAGUCGAAAACAUCCGCUGCAUCGUACGCAUAUAUUGAAUCUGCACGAAAUUCGCGAGGGCCUUCCUUUGGAGCUGGACGACGAUAGAUUAAUAACGGAUUUGAAGUUUCCCCACCUGUUGCCGCCAAACCCAACGAUCAAGAUCCUGAUAGCAUUUUGCAAACAUGAUCCGGUAUACGAGGCACUGGCAACGGCCUGCCACCGGCUCAACUUCGAUCCGACCUUUGUGAAAUCGGCCGAAGCCGCAAGGGAAGCCUUCCAGAACGGUGCCGGUGCAUCGUUUCAUAUCGUCAUCGUGGAUGCCCGGUAUCCACGGAUCAUCGAUGCGGACGGUUUGGGCAGCUUCAUUCGGAACUCAAAAGGCAGUCAGCACACAACCAUGGUAGCAGUUGUUAAGAAGAACCUAUUCGAGAAGGAUGACGCGGCCGUGAUCUCUUUGCUGGAUGUUGGCUUCAACCGGUGCAUCAUCGAAUCGCCCCAUGUGUCCAUCUGCUGCUCCGAGCUGCGGCAAAUCCAGCACUCGAUGGUUCGGCCCCAGCAUGUGAUAUCGACUCAACAGGCUUUAUUCACCGCUCUCCACCGAUCCCGGGAGGCCAUCAUCGUUACCGAUGACUCGCUCCGAACCCAGUACGCCAACAGAGCUAGUGAACGAUUACUAGGAAUGAAGCUGGACGAAAUCGUGGGCCGAUCAUUCAACGAGCUCGUCGCGGUCGAUAUUAACAGCAUUUUAUCUCAAGUCACUAGAAAUAAGGACUACGACGGUUUCAUCAGUACCCGGCGAAAAUCGCAGGAUACGCUCAACAUCCACGUCCGGGCCGUUCCGGUGUCGUGCAUCGGGAAGGCCCCUACCCAUUUAGUUUUAAUUUUGGAAGCGGCACCCAGUGGAACGAUUGGCCCGACAGCUUCCGCCAUGGACUCCAUGGCGACACUUCCUCCCGGCAAGGAUUUGGGUGGUCGUGGAUCGCUUCACUCGAUUCGUCGGGGCAGUUUCGAUGUCCGGUCGAUUGCUUCCGAUGGGCUGAGGCGUACCAGUUUGGCCAAACUUUCCAAUCUUCCGCUGGAGGCACCGAUCACCAAGGUCCUUUGCCUGCUCAGCCAAGUUCAGGAGAACUGCUCCCAGGAAGAAUCCAAGCUGUUGGAUCGGGUGAUGGAGUUCUUAAAACGGGAAGGUCUCUACAGCCCCCAGAUGAAGGAAAUUCGAACGGAAGACCCAGUUGCUACGGAUCUAAUCGGGGCCUUGCUAACGCAAGGACCAACCAAUAUUCUCUCGUCCCGACGAAGUUCCAACGAUUCGAUUAUACGUGGAGGAGGAGGUCGACCCUCGACUGGAAGUGUGGUGUUCACCAAGAGCAGAGAAUCUACCCAGCUUUCAGAACUGUUGAACAGUGCACUGAAUUGGGACUUUGAAAUCUUCAAACUUGAAGACCUAACCGAGAAGCAUCCCCUGCUUAAUUUGGGGUUGGAGCUGUUCCGGAGGUUCGACGUGUACAAUACGUUCAACUGUGAUGAGAAUACGUUCCGGCUAUGGCUGAUCGAAAUUGAAAAGUAUUACCAUGCGGACAACACUUACCACAACAGUACGCAUGCGGCCGAUGUGAUGCAGGCAACGGCAUGCUACCUGCAGCAGCUGUCCAACCGGGAGCUCAAGGUAAUGGACCGGAUGGACGAAGCGACGGCCCUGAUCGCGGCCGCAACCCAUGACAUUGACCAUCCGGGCCGAUCUUCCGCCUUCCUGUGCAACUCGGACAACACUCUGGCACUGCUGUACAAUGACAACUGUGUGCUGGAGUCCCAUCACGCCGCCAUCACCUUCCGGUUGACACUCGGAGACGAAAAAAUCAACAUCUUCAAACAUCUGGAUCGGGAGAGCUACAAACUGGCCCGCUCGAUCAUCGUAGAUAUGAUCCUGGCGACGGAAAUGACCAGGCACUUUGAGCAUCUGGCCAAAUUUGUGAGCGUCUUCGGGACCGAUGUGGAUGCGAAGGAAGCGACCAGUGACAACGAUGACAACCAGAUCCUGGUGCGAAGGAUGCUGAUCAAGUGCGCCGAUGUGAGCAAUCCGACGAGGCCGCUCAAAUUCUGUGUCGAAUGGGCCCGCCGGAUAGCGGAAGAGUACUUCACCCAGACGGACGAAGAGAAGCGGAAGGGCCUUCCGAUCGUGAUGCCCAUGUUCGAUCGGUCCAGCUGCAGCAUAUCCAAGAGUCAGAUCGGUUUCAUCGAGUACAUCAUCCACGAUAUGAUGGAUGCGUGGAAUAGUUUCAUCGAAAUGCCGGAGAUCGUUCGGUACAUGGAACACAACUACUCCAAGUGGAAACAGUUCGAAGAGCAAGGCAUCAACACCUUGAACGACAUCAAGCGGAAGCAGCUGACAUUCGUGGAUGAGGAAACUGUACCCAUGGGAGAUGAGGUUUGAAACCGUCGUUGCCCCAAUCGAAGGAAGUUCACCGUGGCCAAGCUUCUUCGAAAAUAGAACAAAAAAAACCCUCCGAUACGUCGGCGUCAUCGUUAAUUCGAUUCGUUCGCGCCUAGUUUUGUGUUGUUGAAAGUAUCCGUGCUUAUAAAAUUAUAUUUUUAACUGUAUCGUUGGAAUUUGAAUACCCUACCGUUUAUUUAUUUUACUUUUUAUGAAAAAAUCAAUCACCGAAGAUUACAUCUCAAUGUCUGAAAUGGUGCUUGCUGGAUUGUGUCCACACGAGUUGUAUCGACCAGUUUGGGGUCCUAAAGAAAAAAAAACAUUUAGAGUUCAAAUAUUUCAAAUAAGUUCUUAUAUCGAGCUUUGAGAUUGACCAAGUCUUCAAAAUAAAAUUCUAUUUGAGAAUCGGAACGAAGUACUAUGAAUAUCUGUCAAAAUAGCUUUUUUUAAUGAAUCACUCGUUUCAAUUCAUUUCUGAAAAAAACAAAAUAAAGUUAAAUAGUUGGACCUCAAACCAUCUAACCAAUAAAAUCAACUAGUGAUAUCUGUUGUAGAAGAUCUAAUGUUUAAAUUUGUCUCACAGAAAUAAAAGGUUAUACAUUGAACCAGACCAUGGCUAGAACAAAUAAUGAAUGUUGAUACAAAAAUAAACAACCGGAAACGCUAUACGUAUGUAACUAAGAAUUGUUGUUCAUCUCAAGAAAAAAAAAACUUCUUUUUAGCUUGACUUUUGAACUGUCUUAACCAUACUAGGGCUCAAAUUUUAACCAAUCUUUUAACAAACCUUCCUACAUUCAUGUUCACCUUUUAAAAAAAUAUCUGCUGGAACAGUUCACUUAUGAUAGGUUUCGUAUAACCGAACAAUCUUAGCUAGCUAAUGAAUGAAAAAAAAUACUUAAAAGUUAAGGAAAAUCAAUCGAGUGCACAACUACUACAACACUACUUUCACGAAUCACCUUUCAAAACUUUACUAUCAGUCUUUAAACAGCUAAAAAAAACACUACAAUACUAAAUCACGAAAACCAAACCGACACGGAAAAAAAACAACUAGAUACUAAAACAGAUAACAAACUGAAGGCAGCCAACUAAUAAAAUGCAUUCUUGUGUAUAGGAGAACCACCUAGAUUUUUAAUGUGGGGAAGAUAAAUGCAAAUUUUUUGUGUGUAGGAACUAUAUAUCUCUGAUGUGCUGGUCAUAUCAAACUUUUACAGUAAAAAUGAAGAAGUAAAAUUAUCAUUAGAAAAAAAAAUAUUGCGAUGUUUAAUGGGUGUGUAUUGGAGGGUAGAAAAUGAAGAUCCGGUUUAGAUCUUUUUUCGCAGUAAACCGUUUUGAUCCGGAAAGCUUAAAAAAAACAAAGACACUAAACAGAAUUAGUUUGAAAUUGUAGAUUGAAAGGUAUGAGUAACGUUGUACCACACGGAUGAAAGCAUUGAGAAAAUCAGUUGAAACAUGUAUCUUUGCCCGUAUUAAUCAAUCAGAUUAAAAAUUUGCGAAAAUCAGACAGAAUCAAUAAACCAGUGACAAUCAUUUGAAAUAAUUGAAUAUUCUCGUCUAAUAAAACAUUAACCAAAGUUCAUUACUAUGUAUUCUUACAAUUCGUACAGAAAUCAACCUUCUUCAUCUUCCCAAUAAUGGUAUCACGUUACAUCAAAGUUAAAAAAUUUGAUUCUCAGACGCAAUAGGUUUCAAAUAAAAUCCAUCAACUUGAGAAAAAAUAUGCUUACGUGGUUUAAUGUCAGAUAGAAAACUGACAGAUGUGAUUUAAAAAGAGGACCUGUCUCAUUGCUCUCAAAAUGAGUUAGGACUUGUGAUAUAGUUGCGUUGGCAAGUCAGUUUCCUUCUGAGCCGAUGUCCGUGAGUUCGAGCCUAAGAGUAAAUUUCGAGCACAGUUGUGACGGAUAAGUUUUUCAAUGACUGUCUGCCAACUGCAUCUUUGAUAUAAAGUCGCGAAUGAAACAAAACGAGCUAUUUCCGGCACUCACACUACAUUUAAAAACGAAAUGAGCACUCAAUGAUAGCGCUCUUAAGGAGUGCUCUGAAGUGUACACAAAGUGCUGUCAAUAAGUGGCGUUAUUUUGCGUUUCUGAUGUGUCCAAGUGCUUUUUUUCGAAAUGAAUCAACUGAAAGACAUUGAUGUAAAGUCGAAAUUCUCUGAAUGUCAAGGAAUUGACGGAAAAAAGUGAAGGUAUGUAAUUUAUGUGGAGAUUCAUCCGGGAUUUUCACAUGCAUUUCUAAAUUCAAUCUGGCUCGGCAUUUGAAAAGCAGUCACCCCAAAACUGCUGAAGAAAUGGUAGUGAUGAAGAAAGAAAGUCUCGUAGUGAAUUCUCCUCCACAAAAAAAAAUCAGUGGAUUUGGACUUGGAGACAUAUUAUUCGGCACUGGUUGGGUUGGUUUGGGUUACUGAAUGUAAUAUCUCGUUGAAUUUUUUUUUAAUAAACCCUUUGCCCGAAAAUUGUUAAUCGAUUGGAUGAGAUGAGGGACUAAAACUUCCUCACACAAAUAGUAAGAACAUUUCCAAAAAAAGUGGAACUAGUUGCUUCAGGAUUGAAGCACUACAUCGGAACAGAACUAGGGAAUAAAAUAUUCUACCUGAAAGCGGAUAUCGCAACUCGCCGGAGGAGGAUCGUGUUAGGAAUGCAUGUCCAGAUAAUUGAGGCUGCAGGUGUGAUCGUGCGAACAUUGGCCAUGAAAGAACGAUUUUCCAGAAACACAGUGGUUUCGAUUGUUGGAGACAUUUUGGAUGUUUCAAGUGAAUAUAAAUUAGAUCCAAAUAAUAUGUAUUUCUUGACGACGGACAAUGGCUCUAACUUCUUGAAAGCUUCAACAAUAUUUAAGGAAAUCUGCUGAAGAGACUCUUCGAAUCAGAACGAAUCCAAUGUUGAUGGCGCCCCAGAAGAAGAGGAAAUACAGAAUUUUGAGCCUCAAGAUUUCGAUCAAAUGAAUUCUGAUUCAGAGUUGAAUACCGAUGAUACAAACUGGCAAGGAAGUUUGUAGUUUUUUUUAUUAUAACUCAUGUUUUAUUUCAAAACUGUUCUUUUUUUCCUGGAUAAAUCAUUUUACCUAAUCUCAGAAUUUUAAAUCUACAGGAACUGUUUUUAUUUUGAUUACCUCGAUUUUCCCCGCAUAAAUGAUAUUGUCAAGACGGGGUCUUGGUAACGCCCUUUGAUCUUACACGAAAAAACUAAUUGAGUCGUUUUGGUACACACGGUCAACUCGGUUACGCAUAUAGUUCUAAGUGUCGCUGGUAGUGUUCGUGAUAUUAUGCUUGUCACACCACCUACUUUUUAAGUUUCAACCUAAAAAUGACCAUGUUUGUCAACCGGCUGCCCGUGUUUUGUAUAAAGAAUUUUUUAGGUUUAAGGUUGCCCACGAUGAAAUUUCAAAUCACAAAAUUGAUUCGCAAAAUUCGAGUUUUCAUCCGAUUGCUAUAAAAUUUUCAGGGAUUGAAAAAUAACUAUUAAACUACAUUUUAUCAUUUUACUCGUAUUUUAUUUAUAGUCCAUACGCAAAUACCCCAACCUUGGCCUUAACCCCGGCCAUAAGAUUCUGCACAACCUGUGAAUCAAUCGUUUUUUGCAUACUUUCUCCAGUUCCUCGACUGUCUUCACUACUUUAGGUCGUUUAAGAAGAUGCUGCUUCGUAAUCUCCCAGUACUUCUCGAUGGGGUGGAGCUCCGAAGUGUUGGGAGGGUUGAACAUUUUUGGCACGAAAUUGACCUUAUUGUCCGCAUACCACUCCAGCACGUCCUUGGAUUAGUGGCAUGAGGUCAAAUCCAUUCAGAAGGUUGUUGGGACGUUGUGGGCCUUCAGGAGAGGAAGCAGCCGCUUCUGUCCAUUCAUCGUGUCCUGGGUCAAGAAAGGUGCACUUCGCUUCCCGCACGUGCAGAUGUCUUGUUCCGGAACGCUGAACUUAUCCUUGGCCGUGGAAAACAGGUUGCCGGGAUCUGUUUGAAGUUGGCCUUCACUUAUGUUUCGUCGUCCAUGAUGCAGCAUUCAACUUUCGUCAGCAUGUUGAGGUGAAACUUCCUGGCACGGGUUUUGGCGGACUUGUUCUGCUUUUCGUCGUGAUUAGGGGCCUUUUGUACCUUGAACUUUCAAAGUCCAACCUUAGUUUUGGCCUUCUGGACAAAAAUAAGGCUUGAGUGCAGCUUCUAAGCCACAUCCCGAACGGAGGCGUUCAGGUUUCGGUUAAAGGCCCCAACUACGCGGUUAUGAUUUUUGGUGUUGUACGGAAUACUUUUUCCUUCACUUCUGGGCUUCCGAUCGGUGGUCAAUCGUUCCUCGAACCGCUUAAUCACUCGCGACAUCAUGGAAUUCGCGAUUCCCAACGUUUUAGCGAUGGAACGAUGCGAGAGAUCCUUGUUCUCGUGAUGAAUGCCUUAGAUUUUAUCACGCACGAGCUGUUCUUUCGACUCCAUUUUCGCGAGUUUUGAUCACAGGACUUUAAAUCUCAAGGAUGUAAACAAUGCACUAUGAACUAAAUCCACCCAAAUUUUCACUAAAUUCUACCCAACGGUAUAAAAGUUUGAGCAAUUUCAUAGUGUGGCAAUUUCAUUGUGGACACCCUUUAAUUGUCCUGUCUCUUCUGUACACGCUCAGCAAGUGUGCGUAAGAAAUGUCAAAAGCAACUCUAUAAGGCAUUUCCUCAAUUGUCAAACGAACAGCUGAUUUCUCAUGUUUACAUUUUCUCGGCAUAUCGUGGUAGGGUAAACAUAACAACAACAUUACGCAAGUUCAAUAACCAGAUAGUAACGAAAUAAAAUUGGCUAUGCAAUUGUAGUGAUUUUGCAAGCGCACCUUGGUGAGGAGAACAUAAAUAUUUUAUUUAUUUAAUUGUAAAUUCAUAACAAGUUAAGACAUGAAAAUAUGUUAAUGAUUUAAAUUAAUGAAGUUUUUCAAAGAAAGCAUUGAACAGUGCUUAUCAUCAAAGAUCAAAAUGGCGAUCACUUGUUGUUUACAUUUUUCAAAACGAAAACAAAACGUUACCCUACCACAUUCUGUCUCAGGAAAUACUCUAUUGGUUCUACACUAAUAGAAAAAUUAACCCAUUUUGAAUAGACGUAACUUUACAUUCCACACAAUAAACGAAAAUGACCGAGUUCGGUAACAUGCGGAGUUCGCUAAACUGUUCGGUAAUUUUUUCAUGGUUAGUAUGUGACAGCUGAUUUUGACAGUUGUCAAUGUGACAGCUUGUUGUAUUACCGAAGAAUCCGGAAGUGUUUACCAAAAUGCCUGUAUUUAUUACCGGAAAGCAGGUAGAUAUUAAUCGAAAAACUAUAAAAGCUCGAUACUUUUAUGAUGAACAAACGGUAGAUUUGACCAGAGAUGUUAAAAUCGCGAGUCUUCAUACUCGCACUUUGCCCUUCUUUGCAGAACGAUUUUAUUUCGUUAAACUCAAACUGCAAUGAUGCUAUCGAUAGUUCAAUUCGGAAAGCAUCAGGAAGAAAGCUUCGGGUAAACUCGGCAGGAGUAAACAGCAAUUCGCUGUUUCGAAGCUGCGCUGCUGCCAUCUGGAGUAGUACGAUGAAGCGUGAGCAACAUUCUGGGUAAACGAUAAACUAUAGAAGACUUUAUAAUCUUUUGAGUAAAAUUUUCAUAAAUCCAAAUGAUUAUGAAAAAAAACACUCCUUUGAAGAUUUAAGUUUAUUUUUUCACUUAAAUCCUAAUAAAUUUGCCCGGUUGAAGAGUCAAUUUUAUGUGAUUGAUCCAUUUUAAACUAGUCAGUCGGUGAGAAAAAUCCAAAUGUAAAAAUGUAAACCAAUGUAAAAUAAUUGUUUGCGCCUAUUUUCAAGACUUUCUUUUUUUUCAAAUUUGUUAUCCAUAUUUUUAUAUUAUAUCUUUAUAUUGAACUUCAUGUCAUUUUGGCUGGUAUGUAUGCAUGAACGAUUUGUUCGUUGUUACUAUCAACUAACUGUUGGAUUAAGUUUAAAUAUAACAUUUCAUAAAUAAGUUAGAUAUAAAAAUGUAUGAAGUUUCAGCUUAAGACAGUAUAAAAUGUUAAAUUCUUAAUUGAAAUUCUUUACGGCUUUUGGUUGCAUUAAUUAAAUUUUCAAUAAGUUUCGCCAAAAAAAAAAAAAUCAGACCAUAAGGUCCGAUAAAACGACAGAACAUGAUAAUACCAUUGAACGAUAUCAAUUGAAUAGCAUAAAAGUAAUCUAAAAUUGUGUAGUAGCUCGAGAAUCUGGUUUUUAUUCACUUAAACCACCAUCAAAUAUAAAAAUCCACCCUCCAGCUUUCAAAUUAUUACGCCUGAUUGUAUGUAGCUGCAGAAGAAAACUUAGUAGAAAAUAGCAAAAAUCUAUGGAUUUUUGAAUAGAAAUUUCUAGCUUAUCAAUUGUUGAGGCUUUUCCAAAUUUUGAAGAAAUGUUAAUUGACUUAUCUUUUAACAAAUUGCAAUUGAAAAUGUGCACUUGGCUUAAUUUUUCAUUCAAAAAUAUGUGAAAUACUCCAAGAGGUUUUUGGAAUAGUAAAAAAACCACAUUUUUUGUCGUCGAUUUACGAUGCAUCACGGUACAUACAGAUUUUCUCCUAUAGCUCACAAUAAUCUCUGAACCUUUUACUUUAAGCAUGUGUUCACAAUUUUUUGAAAAUCCUUACCAAAUCAGAGAAAAUCAUAAUUUAUUACAGGCUAGUAUUUCCACCCAUUUGUUUACAUUUUCUUGCACACACACGAUCUGUCAAAAAUUAGCUUCGAAAUCGCGGAUCGGGGGAAACAUCAGCGAAACGAACGUACAGUUCUGAAAAAAUCGUUUUCGUUCGGCAGUCGAACACAUCAAUCGUACAACGCAUGGAGGCGUGGCUAAAAGUGAUAGAUACAAGGGAACGGGAAACGUGCGAGAGAAGGGUGCGAGGAAUGUUAACUCGGUCCGUCGGGCAACGAUCGCUCGGGUGCAUUCGUGUACGGUCAGCUUCGUUCUGUUGUUUCGUUGUUGUGAUUUUAUUCCUGCGAGGCAUGGAAAACAUGAAUGCAAAACUGUUUUCUUCGUUUUGUGCACAUUGAUGUCAUGAUUGUAACGAAGAUAAAAUCAAUCUGCAAAUAGCAAGUUAAACUCGGAAGAAAUCAGCCGAAUGAUUCUUUCCGAGGCGAGUUUACGCAUCUCCGGAUUUGACCAAAUACCCUAUGCUAUUAUCGAAAUACCUGUAAUUACUACCGAAACAUCUGCAACUAUUACCGAAUCAUCGAGAAUUUUUACCCGGAAAGCCUUAAAACCUCGGUAAUAUUUUCCGAACAACCGGAAAAUUUUACCGAAAUUUCUGUAAUUAUUUCUGAAAUUUCAAUUAAUAUUACUGAAAUAUCAGUUAAUAUUAUCAAACUACCAGUAAAUUGAAAAAUAUUCAGCAUUUUUACCAAAAACCGGUAGUUUUUUUACCGGUAAAUCGAUAAUUUUUGUAUAAAUAGUGUCAUUAUUACCGAAAUGCCGGUAAUAUUUACCAAAAACUGUAAAACCUUCGAAAAUUCUUCCGAAAACCGCAAAACAUUCAUUGAUCUCAGCUGAAGAUGCACAGAUGAUUCGAGUGUUGAAUCAUCUCGCGCAGCGUAAUGCGCUUUGCAUUAGCUCGAAUUGCCGAUCGUUUUACGGUUUACGGUAAAAAUUACUGAUAAUUUAACAGGUUUCGUUAAAUGUUGCCGACAUGCAUAUUUCAUUAAGAAUUGUUUCCACCUGAACCGUUCAUUCAAAUGCUUCAAAAAAGAAAUUUGUGUAUAGAUGAGCUCUGAAGACCAAUAACAGCAAAUCCAAAACGUAAAUUCAGAGAAGUUAGAGAGCAAAACGGAAUGAAAUUUCGAAAGUUACGUCACUCGAGUCGCAGAAUAAGCUCCUUUAUUUAUUUUCAAUAUUUAAGGAUUUUUUUUUGAUAAAAUCACCUUACAUUCAACAGCUACUAAACCAUCAACGAGAAUUUCCUCGUCAUCAUCUUCCCCAAAUUCAAUACGUUUUCCUUCGCAAACCGUUCGAAAAAAAAAAUACCAGCCUGUUUGUAUCCGCCAUCUUUUAAAAUUAGUUAGAAUAUAUUUCAUUGAUAUUUGAAUUUAUAGAAAGGAUAAACAGCAGCUUACCAUUGUUAAGAGCUGCGUUGACGACAACGACAGGAAGACAAACAAAUUAAAAUUGAACUUUCCCGAUUUUGUUUCACAAUUUCCGCGUGAAUCACCCGUUUCAGCCCAACCUGUAUACAUAUCUCAGGUGGCGAUGGAAAUCCCGUUCUAAGUGUUAGUGAAAGUUUUUUUUUGUAAACAUUGUAACCAGAGCAGACAUUUUUCAAGUAUCAUAGUUGACAUGGUUGCUGAUUUUCCUUCAUCAUCACGUUUCAAAUCUCAUUUGACUACUAGUCAAGCUUCAAGGGACUGGAAAAGCUUGACUAUCGUCAUGGAUUUCUGUUCACGUGACGGAUGUUAUUUUUCAAACGACGGUCGUCAAGCAAGUUGACGGCGUCGGUUCAAAGCAUUUUAUGUAUGAUUCGAAAAAUUUUGUGUAUUUGGAUUGCUUGUUGGGUGAUUUGCCAGUGUCGAAAACAAAUAAAAUUAGGAUUAAAAAAUAAUACCAACUGCGGAAUUACAAUAUUGUAAAGGAAUUUUUAUAUAGAUAAUCAUGAAAGGCAAUUUUUUUGCGCGUAGUCGAUAUUGUCCUUCAAGUCCCUAUCGAAUUCUUAUCGGUCGUGACAGUUGAUGUUACGUUCGAAAAUGUCCCGGUCCCGAACUAUCCUGGACUAUUCUCCAAAAACGGAAACGAUGAUCGUUGUUUUCAGAUUUUUUUUUCAGCCACGACCAUAACGAAACUUGUGUUUUUCGGCGUCGUCCUAAGAUGGUUUUUUGUGUAAACAUUAUUCCAUCACAGUCCAAAAGACGACGACGGGCUGAAGGCGACUAUGAUUUUUCCAACGCUUCAUUUGACUGAAGGUUGAGGCGAGAUUGUUUGCUUGGUUACUCAUUUGAAGGUGUCUGUUAUGAAUGCGACUGCUUUAACUUUUUCACAGUCACAGUUUUAUGACUGCUGACGGUGAAUUUUGUACGCUCUGAUUGUAACCAUGCUAAUUCGUGACGUCAGUUGCAAACAAACAACCAUUAUCGCUGUACCAGCAAAAACUAGAGAAAAAAUCAUUGCCAACUGCUGUUUACGAUUCUCGCCUAGGAUACAUUACCACCCUGGCAAGUGACGUAGGCUUUGUUUACCUUUUUACUUUUUGAAUUACGAGUUCUGUAAUAGUGUGCGUGUUUGUUCAUCCCUUCUUUGUACCACAUUGUUUUCAGAUCACUGUAAGUCACGCAAGCAGGGAUGCCAGUCGUUGAGAAGUAAAAAUCUGGGCAAUUUUGAAAAAAAGUCUGUGUGUGUCUGUGCACAGGGAAGAUCACAAAUUUGGUACUAAACAAGAAAUUUGACGAUGCGUGUGAGCGGGGGUGGGGAGGGUCUACGUUAUCCUGCGGUGUUCGGGUUAUUUUAGAGUUGAGAACUAUAUAACAAACACUGUUUCCUGCUACGUACCAUGCCGAUCUUAUUUUAAAAAAGAAUUGUUUAAUGAAUGAUUGGUCAAAAACUAAUGAAUACACGCGAGAUUUCGAGAUUUUAGUCUAAUCUGGCACUUACGGAUCAAAUCCGGUGCAUGAAUAUUGAUUUCAUCAUUCAAUUUUGAAAGUCUGUAAAAGCUGGGCACUCUCAGCAAAAAUCUGGGCAAAAUCUGUGUCUGACCAAUAACUGGACGAAGGGCCAAAAGUCUUGGUUUUACAGACAAAUCUGGGCACCUGGCAACCCAGCACGCAAGACAGCGAACAACCAAGAAAAAAGUGAAAGAGUGAGGAGAAAGCUUCCAUCCUACUCAUACAACACCAAGGAAAAUUUUGACGUUUAUGUUGUCUAAAAACCUGUUUAACAGUGUAAUGAAGUUCAGUUGAAAAUAGAUGUCAAAAUUAUUAGUUAUCGAUUGUUUUCAAAAUUAGAGAAUUGGUUCGGUAAAAACAACUCGGUAACCGAAAUCGGUGCCUAUCAUUUACUGAGCAAAAAAAUGCUUUAAAAACGAACACAAACACAUAUAGAAUCUCAAUGAAACUUGAUGUUUCAUCGAAGAGAUUCCUUUCAUUUAACUCUAAGCGUACAUCAUUCAAGGAUAUGAUGGCUAGCAUCUUACAAAUGCUAUAACCACCAACCCACAGAAAGUGUACUAUGUUUGCCGUGACCGGGAUUCGAUUUCAUGUCCGUUGGCUUAGAAGACUGGAAGGCUAUCCUCUACACCACGGCUGCGGCACUCAUGAAAUUUUUAUUUAAAUAUACUGUAAAAUACUGAUCAUUGAUGAUCGCAAAUUGAUGUAGACAUAGAUUCUAACAUCGUGAUAGAGUUUUUAAAAGUUUUUGAUUCUCAUGAAUAAUUUGAAAAUUCGUGCAAUUGAUGUACCAAUUUUUACAUUUUCCAAUGCCGUAAAAAAAACUUUACCCAGUAUGAAGAAUUGGCUUAAUGAUAUCACCUACAAACUUUAAAUUGCUUUCAUUAUCCAAUACCAACUCUGUUGGUGUUAAAAUAUUUUUCAGACAAUCUCCAAAUUUUUUCAAAUAAAUAUUUUUAUAAGUCAGUUACCUGUUUGGGGCAAAAUGGAAAUAAGUACUAAACCUCAUAAAUCUCGUUUCCAUAUGCUGGGAAAAGAUUGUUUUGCAUAACGCGAUUGUUAACAUUAAAAUUUCAUCCAUCCUAAGAUUUAUUUUCAUAAUUUCAGCUAAUAGAAUAUUUUGUAGUAUUUUUUACCCCUAAAUGUAUGCAGCAAACUUACGCUUUUUUCUCUAAAAACGUUUUUCGACAGAAAAACGUUAAAUAUAAAUCGAACAAACCCAAAAAAUUGGUGCUUUAUGCGUUAUGAAAUCACAAAUUAAUCAAAACCUAGAAAUUUUCAAACGUUUUCAUUUCAUUUUAAAUUGAUAACAGAGUUUUUUGAAACUUACCAUUUUCUUAGUAGAGUGAAAAUCGCAUGUUUUGAAAUUUAAAAAAAUAACUGGUGAAACCAAUAUUUUUUCUGACUAUGUCAAUUUGAUGUCUCAUCAACCUUAAAACUUUUGAUGUACAAUAGGUAAGCUUAUUUGUGGACAUUUAGUUUUUAGAAGCCAUUGAAGUUGAAAAGUGUUGCAUGUAGCUCCAGUUGACGUUACGCAAUGAAAUGUAAAGGCUAUUUUUUCAACGAAAAAUAGCCUCAAUUUUUCUCUGAUACGCCUAAAUUCAUCACGAGCAAAUGAUUAUGAACUUUGAAUUUGCUUCAACUACUAAGCUUCUAAAUUCUCCAUUUUCUUUUGAAUUUGAAUAAUGAAAUCAAACAAGUGAUGCCAGAAAUAUUAUGGAAUUCAGAUGAUGAAAGCCUUUCUUUUAAAUCAAAACUGUCAACUAGAAAAUUCAGCAAUCGAAAAAAUUCUGGAAGAAGGAAGUAACCAUGAAGCGUAUUACGCACUACGCACAACUGAACAUAAAUUUAUGAAAAUUUGUCAAAUAGGUUGGUUGAUUUCUAUCAUUUUUAAAGUUAAAUUCAUAUAUCUACAAUAUGAAAAAAAACGCUGAAAUUUUUUGUUCAAACAAAAGGCGAAAUGCUAAUCCUUUCUUUGGCGAAUUCCAUAAAGUAAUUCUCGCUGACAACCGAUUUUCCCAUUAUCUCGAGAUGGCUUGACGGUUACUCAAUAUUUGAAAAAUUGAAUGAAUACAUCCUGGACGAUGUUCACGGGAAACUCACGCGGUUUUCAAUGAAUAUACAGAUUGGUAGUUCCAUUUGUUAGUUUUGUAUAGUGUCUUUGAAGUAAAAGUAAUGAAGCGGAUCAAUUAUCGGAAUUAGAAAAGAGAAUCCAAUAAAAUGAAAAAUAAUGGAUCACAAAUCGGAUAAGUUUCUAAUAAUGUUAACUGAUUCUAAGUAUACACUGGAGGUUACUUGAACAAAUAGAAAUAAUAAUAAAAAAAUCUUUAACAAAGUCAAAUCAUGGGUUUUUGUCUGUUAUUUAACUAAAUACAAAAAAAAACUCUGAUUUCAGUAAAAGGCAGGAGGAAAAAUGCAUCGUAUACAAACACAUAAACACACACAUAUUAAAUGUAUUUGAAGUGAAUUGUCGUAAACGUUAAACCAGAAUGGAAAACAAAAAACAACUAGAGCCUAAUUAUAUUUAAAUUAUACAAUUGUGAAACAAAAACCGGAAACAAAAAUCAGUGGAAGCAACUGUGAGACUAAUACAGUAGAACAAACUCUUUUACUAGUAGGUGAAUGAAUAGAAAAAAAGACACCCUUUGAAAAUUGUGCUAAACAGAAAACACUUCCCGUUGGGUUUGAUCUACAGCAACAAUCAAAUCGCACUACCGUUAUCAAUGUCAGAUUAAACAGAGAUUAAGCAAACCGAAACCAGAUCCCUUUGGAAAAAACUGAAACUAAACUCCAUAACGAUGUUACAAUUUGGAUUAAACCUCUGAAGGUGGAAUAAAACUUUAUUAAGUGGAA
Uranotaenia lowii is the source of this 15840-nucleotide messenger RNA. It is a transcript of the gene Pde8, whose product is annotated as high affinity cAMP-specific and IBMX-insensitive 3',5'-cyclic phosphodiesterase 8. NCBI's taxonomy places the organism in Eukaryota, Metazoa, Arthropoda, Insecta, Diptera, Culicidae. Gene Ontology annotation, biological process: signal transduction; positive regulation of ERK1 and ERK2 cascade; regulation of DNA-templated transcription. The coding region runs from base 496 to 3396 and encodes 966 amino acids. The transcript has 16 exons. Gene Ontology annotation, molecular function: 3',5'-cyclic-nucleotide phosphodiesterase activity. The record is from RefSeq and is a predicted model, not a curated record.